Messenger RNA from Argiope bruennichi, 930 nucleotides. RefSeq lists its product as uncharacterized. The transcript has a single exon. The coding region runs from base 1 to 930 and encodes 309 amino acids. The record is from RefSeq and is a predicted model, not a curated record. Lineage: Eukaryota; Metazoa; Arthropoda; Arachnida; Araneae; Araneidae. Gene Ontology annotation, biological process: DNA integration. Gene Ontology annotation, molecular function: nucleic acid binding.
AUGUUUUUUGUAGUCUCUGAUGCAUAUUCGAAGUGGAUAGAAGUCAUUCCGAUGAAAAAUAUUACAGCUAGUUUUACAAUUCAUCAUCUUCGUAUUCUUUUUGCUCAUUAUGGAAUUCCCUUAACUUUGGUUAAUGAUAACGGCGCAAGUUUUACUAGUUACGAAUUUCGACAUUUUUUGAAACUGAAUAAUAUUAAACAUAUAACUUCAGCACCGUACCAUCCUGCUUCGAACGGACAGGCAGAAAGAAUAGUGCAGUUGUUCAAAGCUUCGUUGAAAUCGAGUAGAGGUGAUUCUGGAGAUCUAAAUGUGAAAUUACAAAGAUUUUUAUUACAGUAUAGAAUAACUCCACAUUCACUCACGGGAGAAACUCCGAGUGCCUUGUUUUUGAAGAGAUGUAUUCGCACUAGGCUUGAUCUUUUUAAACCAAAUUUGAGAGACAAAGUUGUUCAGAAACAGAGUUCGAGACUUAACACAGAAUCUAUCUUGCGUGAGUUUCAGGAAGAGGAGAAAGUAGCCGUAAGAAAUUAUUCCGGACCUAACAAAUGGAAAAUUGGAACAAUUAUAAACCGAGAUGGAACUUUGAGUUAUAGCAUACAAGUUGGAAAUGAAAUUUGGAAGAGACACGUAGAUCAAAUAAGGAAAUGUGGGAAGUCGAUUGAAUUAUUCCAAGCUGAUACUGAAAUUCCAAUUUACGAUAAAGAAUUGAAUUUUCCAGAUGAGCCAGUAUCCGAUGAUGUUGCUGAAUCGGAACCGCCUGCACCUGUACCUGAAGUUGUCCCUGAACCUAAGGAUGUACCUGUAUCUGCCACUCCAAUUGAUGAUAUGCCACCUAGCCCUGUACCAGACGCUUCCGGAAAGCCGAAAACUGAUGUGCCACUCCGACGCUCAAACCGAAUCAGGAGACCUCCAGAGAGACUGGUCCUGUGA